Malania oleifera is the source of this 2723-nucleotide messenger RNA. Its product is annotated as somatic embryogenesis receptor kinase 2. The coding region runs from base 598 to 2481 and encodes 627 amino acids. Gene Ontology annotation, biological process: protein phosphorylation. The record is from RefSeq and is a predicted model, not a curated record. The transcript is spliced from 11 exons. NCBI's taxonomy places the organism in Eukaryota, Viridiplantae, Streptophyta, Magnoliopsida, Santalales, Ximeniaceae. Gene Ontology annotation, molecular function: ATP binding; protein binding; protein kinase activity.
GGCUACGACGUCGUACGUGGCGGACCGGGGGGGGAACGCAGCGGUCCGUACCGUAACGCCAAAAAAGUGGACGGCGAUGGAGGACGGAGGGCGAAUCUGAGGUGGCAAAUCGUGGGACCCACAUUGACUGCAACGGGGUCAUGUCGCUUUCGGAGAUGUAGCGCGAAGGCGUUUUGACCGUGGAUCGGGCAGCGGGCAGCACCGUCGGGGCAGCUGAAACCCCCGCACGCCAGGCCUUGCUUAAGGGCUCUCGCCCAGUCCAGCACCCAAUAAAGAGAGAGAGAGAGAGAGAGAGAGAGUACAGGGGAAUGUUGAUAAAAAGGGAGGGCAGAAAGUUACGAUGGAUGUUGAUUGCUGGGGGAAUUUGGUAGAUUUGUGCCUUUUUGCGGCGCUCUGUUGUGUGUUCUGAUGAGAUCAGCUUUUGAUUGUGAUCUUGUCGAUGGUUUUUUGGAUUAUAAUGGUGGAGAUUUGGGCCGUUUCUGGAUGAGUUUUGGAAGCUAGGGUUUUGGGGUUGAGGGUUUUCGUAUUCUGUGUUUGGGUUUAGCUUGGUAAAGUUGGAUCUGACGAAGUGGAUGUAGUAGCUCAAGGGGGGGAAGAAUGGAAGUCAUGGAGCGGGUGGUGGGGACUUCAAUUCUGCUCUGUAUGAUCAUGCUGUUUCACCAACUGAGGUGGAUAUCUGCUAACAUGGAAGGUGAUGCUUUGCAUACUCUAAGGACCAACUUAGAUGAUCCUAAUAAUGUCCUUCAAAGUUGGGAUCCUACACUUGUCAAUCCUUGCACUUGGUUUCAUGUUACAUGCAACAAUGAUAAUAGUGUUAUAAGAGUUGAUCUUGGAAAUGCAGCUUUAUCUGGUCAACUGGUACCACAGCUUGGCCUGCUUAAAAAUUUGCAGUACUUGGAACUUUACAGUAAUAACAUAAGCGGACAAAUUCCUAGUGAUCUUGGGAAUCUGACCAGCUUGGUGAGCUUGGAUCUGUACCUGAACAAUUUUACUGGUCCCAUCCCAGACUCAUUGGGCAAGCUGUCAAAAUUGCGCUUCCUUCGGCUUAACAACAACAGCUUGACGGGUUCUAUUCCUAUGUCUUUGACAAAUAUCACAUCUCUGCAAGUGUUGGAUCUAUCAAACAACCAUCUGUCAGGGGUGGUUCCUGACAAUGGCUCUUUUUCACUAUUCACUCCCAUCAGUUUUGCUAAUAAUAUGGGUUUGUGUGGCCCUGUUACUGGGCGACCUUGCCCAGGAUCUCCUCCAUUUUCUCCGCCGCCUCCAUUUGUCCCUCCACCCCCUGUUUCUUUGCCAGGAGGGAAUAGUGAUACUGGAGCAAUUGCUGGAGGGGUGGCUGCUGGGGCUGCUUUGCUGUUUGCUGCUCCAGCGCUUGCAUUUGCUUGGUGGCGUCGCAGGAAACCACAAGAAUAUUUCUUUGAUGUGCCGGCCGAGGAGGAUCCAGAGGUACAUCUGGGGCAGCUUAAAAGGUUCUCACUGCGAGAAUUACAAGUUGCAACAGAUAGUUUUAGCAAUAAAAACAUUCUGGGAAGAGGUGGAUUUGGUAAGGUGUACAAAGGACGAUUAGCCGAUGGUUCACUGGUGGCAGUAAAAAGACUGAAGGAAGAGCGUACUCCUGGUGGGGAGCUGCAAUUUCAAACAGAAGUAGAGAUGAUAAGCAUGGCUGUGCAUCGGAAUCUCCUUCGGCUACGUGGCUUUUGCAUGACACCAACUGAACGAUUACUUGUUUAUCCCUAUAUGGCUAAUGGAAGUGUUGCUUCAUGCUUAAGAGAACGCCACCCUUCUCAACUCCCUCUUGACUGGCCAACACGCAAGCGAAUUGCUUUGGGAUCUGCAAGGGGGCUUUCUUAUUUGCAUGAUCAUUGUGAUCCAAAGAUUAUUCACCGUGAUGUGAAAGCAGCAAAUAUUUUGUUGGAUGAGGAGUUUGAGGCUGUUGUUGGGGACUUUGGAUUAGCUAAACUUAUGGACUACAAGGAUACCCAUGUCACUACAGCUGUACGAGGUACGAUUGGGCAUAUAGCUCCAGAAUACCUCUCUACAGGGAAGUCUUCAGAGAAGACUGAUGUUUUUGGUUAUGGGAUUAUGCUUCUGGAGUUGAUUACUGGACAGAGGGCAUUUGAUCUUGCACGGCUGGCUAAUGAUGAUGAUGUCAUGUUGCUCGACUGGGUCAAAGGGCUUUUGAAAGAGAAGAAGUUAGAAAUGCUGGUUGAUCCUGACCUCCAGAACAAUUACAUAGAAGCUGAGGUAGAGCAGCUAAUCCAGGUUGCACUGCUCUGCACCCAAGGUUCCCCAAUGGACCGACCUAAGAUGUCAGAGGUGGUGAGAAUGUUGGAAGGGGAUGGCUUGGCAGAGAAGUGGGAUGAAUGGCAGAAGGUGGAAGUUCUCCGCCAUGAGGUGGAGCUAGCCCCUCACCCGAAUUCUGAUUGGAUUGUUGACUCAACAGACAAUUUACAUGCUGUUGAGUUAUCUGGUCCAAGGUGACCUUGUCAAAGUAAGGAGCAAAAAUAUUUACUAGCUUUAUUUAUUUUUUUUAUUAUAAAAUUAUUCUUCUUUCCUCCUGAAAUAUUCUCAUCUGUGUCUUCUAUAAGCUUGCUCCGCAUGUUAGUUGUUACUUUUUUGUGCAUAUGAGUCUGUCAAGGAGUGAAUUAUGUCAUCCUCCGCAGUUUGAUUUUGCUACAAUGUUUUUGCACAGAAAUGCAGUUAACAGCAGUUUACUCUUUGUA